Molecule: messenger RNA, 4387 nt
Organism: Cannabis sativa
Lineage: Eukaryota; Viridiplantae; Streptophyta; Magnoliopsida; Rosales; Cannabaceae
Exons: 3
Coding region: 548-4138 (1196 amino acids)
Molecular function (GO): zinc ion binding
Source: RefSeq, a predicted model, not a curated record
UAAUUGCGGCAAAAGUCCCCAAAAACUUGAGGUUGAUGCCGAUUAGUCCUCAACCUCAAAAAUUGGCGGUGAAAAUACCCAAGGUGGACAAAGUUGUUUGUCCGUUCAUACUCAGUCCGUUAGUGAGACUAACGGGACACGUGGACGCACCAGAUUUAAUCUCCCUUUUUUUUAUUUUCCCCUAAAAUAUAAAAGUAUUAAUUAAAAAAAAUAAAUAAAACCUAAAAAAAGAAAUAAAACAAAUUAAUAUAACAGAUUAAUUAAACUAAUUAAUUCAAAACCUGAAAACAUUUCAAAAAAAAAAACAAACUUCAUUACAGAAGUAAAAACCAAACACUGAAGAACACGAAAUCGAGGCCCUCUGUCCACACCCAAACCCUAACCACGAAUUUGAAACUAAAUCCCUCAAAAUCGAAGGCGAACACUGUGUAUCCAUUAAAAUGCAGUCGAUUUUUUGAAUAUUGACCCCAUUCGAAGAGCAUUCCUAAGCUAAAUCCCUAAAGGUUGAAGAUAAAGCAAAGGAGGUCCCCAAAAAACCAGUCGUAUAAUGGAGGACGACGAUGGUGAAGGUUUGUAUUUUAGUGUGAACAUGCACCAUGGGGGUUCUUGGUGCACUAGAAAUGGGUUGAAACACUAUGUGGGUGGCACUACAACCGAGUUUGAUAAGUGCCAUACAGAUUUCUUCAACAUGAUGGAACUUGAAGGGAUGCUUUUGCAAGUACAGUGGUGUCAUGGUUCCCCUCUGUAUUUCUGGUUUAAGCCUAAAGACAAAGAACUACAUGAUGGAUUUGAGCUUAAGACUGACAAGGAUUUGUUGGCUAUGUUUGAGGACAUGAGACAACAGAGAUAUAGGAAGGUGGAUGUUUAUGCUGAUUUAUCUGGAACUUUUGGAGGCAACAAUGGUGAAUUAGCAAUUGUGCCUGUUGAUGCAAAUGUCAGUGUUGAGAAUACACCACCUGCUGGAAGUAAGCUGAAAAGAUGCAUAAUAGAGGAGCUACCAGAUGAUGCAAAUGUCAUUGUUGAUGCUCGGGUAAAAGUCUUGGAACCGGAUGACUAUGUUAUGUCCAAAGCAGCAAUGAGGGAUGUUGAAGAGGAAUUGGCAGAGAAUUUACAGGAUUCCAGUGGUGAUUCUGAUGAUAGGGUUGAUGAGUUUGUUGUGUACAUGCCAGAUAUUGACAUGCCAGAGUUUGACAUGGAAGAUGGUGUUGGAGGAAGUGAUGAAGACACUGAUUCUAGUGUCCAAAUUAUUGAGACAGUGGUGGAUAUUGAGUCUGAGAAUGAGGGCCCAACAGAGGAAGCCCAUUUACACCCCAAUACCCAAACACAUGCCCAAAAUAUAUUUGAAACACCAUCCAAACCAGAAAAAGCCCAAACCAGUAAAAGAACACCAAAAACCAGAUCCCAAACACAAGGCAAAACUGGCCAUUUAAAUCCCUGCACAUCACCCAAUAGAAGGUCCCAAUUAACAUCCAAAACACCACUACCAACCAAGAAAAAAAGUUGCCAGACUGAGCUGUUCCAAUCACCCAAAAGUAGGUCAAACACUCCAUCCAAAACACCACCCCUAACCAGGAAAAACAAAGGGCAGUCAGACCUCAACAAACCACCCAAAAACAGAGCUCAAACAACAUCUAGAACUAGGAAAGGAGAGGGUUGUUCGAGAACACCACAAACCAGAUCCCAAAGAGCUUCUACAACACCUCAAAACAGUGACACAUUAGCCCAAACACCACCCUGUACCAGAUCCAGUAAUGUAUCUCAAACACCACCCCAAACCAGAUCCAAAAGUGUAUCUCGAACACCAGCUCAAACUAGACAGAGAGUAAGAGAAACACCAUCCAAAACACCAACCCAAACCAGAAAAAGACCAAGAGAAACACCAACCAAAACACCAACCCAAAGCAGAAAAAGAGGAGGAGAAACACAAACCAAAACACCAACCCAAACCAGAAAGAGACCAAGACAAACACCAUCCAAAACACCAACCAAGAAGAAAACAAACCAAUCAGUGGAAGAGGAAGAUUUUUUGGAAGAGGAAUAUGCUCCAGAUACCCAAGAUCCUGAAUUAGCAGAAGAAGGAGCAGCUGACCCUAGCCAAUGGUGGGGGUCAGUCAAUGAUCUAUGCAGUCAAGCUUACCAAGAUGAUGAUGAUGGUGGGGGAUAUGAAGAGGAUGAUGAUUUGGUCAGCUUGGUCAGUGAUGAAGAAGAUGGACCAGUGCUUAAAAAGAAACACAUUGAGUUUGAUCCACACUUCAAGCCUGAGAACAUCAAGUUUGAGUUGGGAAUGGAAUUCCCUACUGUUGAGCACUUGAGGGAAGCAUUGAAGGAGCAUUUCAUCAGCAUUGACAGGCAGUACAAGUAUAUUCACAAUGACAGGUUAAGAAUUAGAAUUGUAUGCCAAGGAGAAGGCUGCAAAUGGUUAAUGUAUGCUCGAAGGAUGAGAGAUGAUUGCACUACAAUGCGAAUCAACAAAUUUGAGGAAGAACAUAACUGUGGAAUUUUAUGGGAGAACAGGCUGGUAGAUGCUAAUUGGAUUGCAAAAGAGUUCUUGGAGAAGUUCAGAGCAAAUCCAGCCAUGUCUUUUGGUGAUUUCAAGAAAGCAAAUCCUGAGGGUAAGUACUCCAAACUUUCCUCCUGGACUUUUUAUCGAGCUAAGAACAAAGCAAUGGCCAAGAUACAUGGAACCGUUAAAGAUCAAUAUGCUAUUCUGCAUGAUUAUUGUGCUAUAUUAGUGAAACUGAAUCCUGGUAGCACAGCUUUCAUCAGAACAAGCUUAGUGGAUGAUGUAAGGUAUUUCGAGAGGGUUUACAUAUGCCUUGCAGCAUGUAAAGCUGGUUUCAAGUUCUGUAGGCCCAUCAUCGGGUUAGAUGGUUGCUUUUUGAAAGGGUAUUGCAGGGGUAUGUUGCUUGUAGCCAUUGGUAUAGAUGCAAACAACAGCAUGUUUCCUCUUGCAUAUGCUGUUGUUGAGAAGGAAAACACUGAUAGUUGGACUUGGUUUGUGCAACUACUGAAAGAGGACCUGGAUGUACAAGACACAAAAUUGUUCACAUUCAUUUCAGACAGGCAGAAGGGACUGGAAAGGGCUGUAGCAGAAACUUAUGAAGGUUCUGAAAUACGUUUUUGUGUUAGGCAUCUUUAUGCCAACUUCAAGAAGGAGUUCCCUGGAUUGUUGUUGAAGCAACAAUUAUGGGCUUGUGCUAGAGCUACAACAGUGGAAGAAUUUAAAAGGAGAAUGGAUGAACUGAAGGAGACUAAUGCAGCAGCUUUUGAAUGGUUGUCCAAAAAGUCACCAUCUGAAUGGACCAAGUCCCACUUUAGGACUUUCAGUAAGUGUGAUAUGUUGCUAAAUAAUCUCUGUGAGAGUUUCAACUCAGCCAUACUAGAUGGAAGAGACAAGGCAAUCAUAACUCUGUUAGAGUAUGUAAGAUACUGGCUGAUGGAUAGAAUGAGAAAGCAAAGAGAAAGUGUUAGUAAGUGGACAAAACCAAUUGGGAAGAGAAUCUUUGAUAUCCUGCAGAAGAAUAGGAAGUUAGCAAUGAAAUGUCAGUGUACAAAAUCUGUUGGAGGCUUGUUCCAAGUGACAGUGUCUACUGGCCAGGUGGAAGCAACAAAUUUGGAGACCAAAACAUGCUCUUGCAGAACUUAUGACCUCACAGGUAUUCCCUGUGGUCAUGCAUUAGCUUGCAUAUGGUAUUCCAAUCUCAGUGAGUAUGAUUUUCUUGCUGAAUGUUACAAGAAAGAAGCCUUCUUAGCAACUUAUGAAGGGUCAAUUGCACCUAUGCCUGGUCCUGAACAUUGGCCUAAUAAAGGCCUGAAUCCAAUCCUUCCACCAGCAGAAACUGUUCUACCUGGCAGGCCUAAGAAAUCAAGGAGAAGAGAAGUAGAUGAACCUCCACCUGGUGCAACUAAAAUGAGGAGAUUCGGGCAGUCUAACAACUGUUCUAAUUGCAAAAAACCAGGCCAUACAAAGACCACUUGCAAACAACCAGUACAGGAGAAGGAACCUCCUCAGAAGAAAAAGAUGGGUCGUCCUCCCAAGAAGAAUCCAGAUCCUCAAACUGUUAAGAGGAACAUGAGGAGAACCAAGCAGCAACAAAGGGAAUCAAGAAACACUCAACCACCAUCAUCUGCAAAUUAGUUGCUGCACUACUCAACUUUUGUAUUGUAUUUUGGAUUAUGUCAUAGUAAUUAAGGCCAUAUUUUGUGAACACCUUAGAUGGCAUAUUAUUAGUAGUGCUUUGUGCUUUGAUGACAGACUUAAAACAUUGCCUUUGUGCAUUUUUAAUGGUAUCUGUAGAAUGUAAUAUUGUAUGAUCUUUUUGAUCACAUUGCCUACUGCUUUGUGCUUUGAUCAGUAAAUUAGAACAUUGCCUUGUGCUUUUUUAAA